CUUUUGCCUUAUCCUUCCCUUUUGUUUUAAGGUUCUCACGUGAAGCCAUCACAUAAAUCUCUCCCAAACUCUCUGAACUUGUCAUUUGGUACAAUUCACCAUACAAAAGCUAUGAUUUCGGUUAAGAAGAGGCAAGUUUCUGUUCAAGCUGCAUACAGGGAUGAAGGAACAAGUAGUGCUGGCGUCUUCAUUGGGGGCUUUGUUUUGGGAGGAAUAAUUGUUGGAACUCUUGGUUGUGUAUUUGCACCUCAGAUUAGCAAGGUUCUUGCUGGAACUGACCGGAAGGAUUUGAUGAGGAGGUUACCAAAAUUUAUUUAUGAUGAAGAGAAGGCAUUGGAGAAAACUCGCAAGAUAUUGACAGAGAAGAUUGCUCAGCUGAACUCAGCCAUUGAUGAUGUCUCAUCACAGCUUCGAGCUGAUGAUGAUCCAAAUGGAGCUGUUGUGGCAUCAGAUGAAAUUGAAGCUUCAGUUUGAUUACAACUUGGUUGGUAACAUAUUUUAGCCAUUUCCAGAUUUUUACAAGGCAUGAAAAUUGUAGUGUUAAUAAUGUGUUAACUGAUGAUAUUAAAGAUGAACCAUAUGGAAUACAUGAGAAUUUGAAACAAAUGAUAUUAUUUGUAUUGCAUGUUUUAUUAUUUCAUGAAAUGUUAUGAUGGAAUGAGAACACCAAAGUGGAUAUGGGAGGAUCAUUGAUCUA
This is a messenger RNA of Dendrobium catenatum, 697 nucleotides long. RefSeq lists its product as uncharacterized. The coding region runs from base 112 to 474 and encodes 120 amino acids. Gene Ontology annotation, cellular component: chloroplast inner membrane; chloroplast thylakoid membrane. NCBI's taxonomy places the organism in Eukaryota, Viridiplantae, Streptophyta, Magnoliopsida, Asparagales, Orchidaceae. The record is from RefSeq and is a predicted model, not a curated record. The transcript has 4 exons.